This is a messenger RNA of Williopsis jadinii, 1906 nucleotides long. RefSeq names its product chitobiosyldiphosphodolichol beta-1,4 mannosyltransferase (gene ALG1). Gene Ontology annotation, cellular component: endoplasmic reticulum. Gene Ontology annotation, molecular function: mannosyltransferase activity. Lineage: Eukaryota; Fungi; Ascomycota; Saccharomycetes; Phaffomycetales; Wickerhamomycetaceae. The coding region runs from base 293 to 1630 and encodes 445 amino acids. The record is from RefSeq and is a predicted model, not a curated record. The transcript has a single exon.
GUUGUGUUUCGCAGCUUUUGGUGAUGGAGAGGGCCAGCAGGGAAAAGUGUGCGCAAUCCUUUCCGAGAAGCCGUGACGUUGGGCUGUGGAGGUAGGGUAAUGGGGGACACCCGGACACCACAACACCUGGACACCACACACCCGGACAUUAGUGAAAACAUACACCCGCACACCGAAACACCCGCACACACAUCAACAUGGCACCCAACUUAGUGGGGGUUAGGCACAUAUCGCACACACGCUUCAAAGAACACAGCGCAAUAGAUCACUCUCUUGCUCAAUUGAACCCCAGAUGGCUUCAUUCGUCACGGAAUUCUUCAAUUGGUUGAACUACCCGCAAUGGGUGUACUGGCUAAUCGGGAUCUACCUUCUAUUGCCGACGAUUUACCUCAUCGUGCCCUUCAUCUAUGGGAAGAGAUCUCAGCACCCAAGAGUGGUUAUAUGUGUUCUCGGUGAUCUGGGCCACUCGCCAAGGAUGUGCUACCAUGCUAGAAGCUUCAGUGCUAAGGGAUAUGACGUUGAUCUGUGUGGGUACUUGGAGGAGCUGCCACCUGCUGAUAUCAUGGACGAUGAAGACAUCACGAUCCAUGCGAUUCCAACGGUGAAGAACACCGGUGGGAACUAUCUUGUGUUCAUCGUACGCAAGGUGGCUAAACAGCUCUUUGCCCUGGCUUUGCUACUGUGGGAACUACGGGGUGCACAGUAUAUAAUGGUCCAAACACCACCGGGGAUCCCAAUCUUGCUGUUAGCAGUGCUGUACAAGCUCUUGUUCGGGUCCAAGCUCAUAAUCGACUGGCAUAACUUGGGUUAUAGCAUCCUGGCUCUGAGAUUGGGUGACACUCAUCUCCUCGUCAGGCUGAAUAAGCUCUAUGACCACGUUCUCGCCAGGUUUGCCGAUAUAAACUUGACUGUGACACAGAGGAUGAAGCAGUUCCUGGUUGAUGAGUUUGGCGUGAACAAGUCCAAGAUCGUGGUGUUAUACGAUAAGGCUGCUUCCCAAUUCAAGCCAAUUGUGGACCCACAGGAGAAGCUCAAGGUCAUAUCAAGCCACGGGGAACUGUUCAAAAACUUCUCUCCUUCGAGCGACAAGAUCAUCGUGUCUUCCACCAGCUUUACCCCGGACGAGGACUUCAACGUUCUUGUUGAAGCAUUGGUGAAGUACGACACCUUGCACGACGACAACUUGCCAAAGCUGAAAGUGAUUAUCACUGGUAAAGGUCCACUAAAGGAACAGUUCCUCAAGGCCAUUGAGGCCGCUAAUUUACAGAAAAGCGAUGUUCAAUGUGCAUGGCUAGCAGCAGAGGAGUAUCCAAAGAUCUUAGCAAUUGCAGACAUAGGAAUCUCAUUGCACACCUCGAGCAGUGGGAUAGACCUUCCUAUGAAAGUGGUUGAUAUGUUUGGAUGUGGAGUGCCUGUUCUUGCGCUAGAAUUUGAUGCUCUGCCCGAGCUUGUUGAUGAUGGCAUCAAUGGCAUGAGAGUACUCGAUGCUAGACAGAUUGUGGAAUCCUUCAUCUAUCUCUUCCUACAGCCGUCGAACUACGAAGUGAUCAAGAAGGGAGCAAUGGAGAAGAGCAAGCAACGGUGGGAAACCAACUGGAAAGCUCAAUUUGGUGAUUUGUUACAUCCAUGAUCGGCUUGUGAAUUGAUUCGCCAACACAUCUAUAUAGUCCGGGGUAUUCUCGUCAAUCAUAUUGUGACCUUUAUCGUUCCAAAACUCGUACUCCUCCUCCUCUUCACUGUGGGUCUUCUGUAGCUGAGCCAUCAGUGAGUCCGGUAGGAUGUCAAACUCAGUAGAGGCCUGUAAUGCCACGGAAGUAAUAUAUGUCCAACAUCGGGCCACCUGAGAGUGGUUGUAUCCACCACCUCCAAGUAGCAAUGACGGCAGCUCCAAGUCCAGCAGCUUCAC